Molecule: messenger RNA, 2460 nt
Organism: Fomitiporia mediterranea MF3/22
Lineage: Eukaryota; Fungi; Basidiomycota; Agaricomycetes; Hymenochaetales; Hymenochaetaceae
Product: Pkinase-domain-containing protein
Exons: 8
Coding region: 1-2454 (817 amino acids)
Biological process (GO): chromosome segregation; protein phosphorylation
Cellular component (GO): centrosome; cytoplasm; nucleus
Molecular function (GO): ATP binding; protein kinase activity
Source: RefSeq, a predicted model, not a curated record
AUGUCGGGAACAACAGCUUCAAAUGCAUCUAGUCCUCUAGAUCUCUAUGAACCCCUCGAGAUUAUCGGGAAUGGGUCCUUUGGAAUUAUUCGUAAAGUUCGACGGAAGUCGGAUGGAGAGAUCCUUGCGAGGAAGGAACUUAAUUUCGAGAAGAUGUCGGAAAGAGAUAGGAAGCAGAUUGUAGCUGAAGUGAAUAUUCUGAAGGACUUGCACCAUGAGAACAUCGUUAGAUACAUUGACAGAUUUGUGGAUAGGGAUGCUGGCAUUCUGUACAUCCUAAUGGAGUACUGCGAUGGAGGAGAUCUCUCCUCAAUUAUCAAACAGAGCGCGCGAUCCGGACGCACCCUACCCGAAGACACAGUAUGGUCAUAUUUCCUUCAACUCUUACUUGCACUGCAGCACUGUCAUUGCCCGAACUCGAAAGACGAUGGUAGCUCGGACGGUAAACGGCAACAGAUAUUGCAUAGAGAUCUGAAGCCAGAGAAUGUAUUUAUUAGCAAAGGAAGCAUGGUCAAGCUAGGUGACUUCGGCUUAUCAAAAGCCCUCACCCAGACUUCCUUUGCGAAUACCUACGUUGGAACUCCGUACUACAUGUCUCCGGAACUGAUUCAGGAAAAGUCAUACGAUACGAAGAGUGAUAUCUGGUCCCUCGGUUGUUUGAUAUACGAGUUGUGUGCUCUCAGGCCACCAUUCCACGAGGCUCAGACGCACAGCGAAUUGUCAAUGUUGAUCCGCAAUGGUCGGAUACCUCCUUUACCGAAGGGUUAUUCCCAAUCAUUGAACCACAUCAUCAAGGCCAUGCUCAACUUGAACCCUGCAAUGAGGCCUUCCGCACAACAACUUCUUCAACACGAGCGUAUCGACUUUGCUCGCAAAGUGGCUGAUACGGAAAAGAUGCUUAUUUCUGUGAAGGCCCAUAAAUCGAAUGUUAUUGCGAAGGAACGUGAGCUUCAAAACCUCAGUGCCGCCCUGGCGCAACGAGAAGCAUCGCUAUCGACCAUCAUCGAGCAAAAGGACGCCGAAAUUUCUCGUCUGACGGACAUUGUCGCCCAAGCUGAUGAGCGCAUCAAGCGAGCUGUGACAGCUAGAGAGGAAGAGCUCCGUGUAGCAGUAAUGCGUAUGGAAGCCAAAGCACGCACGGCCAUGACUCGCAGAGAGGAAGAAAUCCUUGAAGCUGUCAAUAAAAGGGAAGAGGAGAUCAGCACACUGUGGCAGAAAAGGGAGGAGCAACUGCGAGAGGAACUUCGGUCUGCCAUUCAAUGGGUGGAAACUCGUCAGAAGGACCUCGCAGAAGAAGCGGAAAGGAUAGAGACCGCAAGACUAACGUUAGAGAAGGAAGUCGAAGCGAUACAGCAGUAUUCUAAAGGUCAAAAGAAAAAGGCCCCUUUGGAAGAAGUCAAGAACCUCAUCACACCAUAUAGACGCGUUGCUUUUGAGGAACCCGAUGAAUACGAGAAUACUCCCCGGAAAUAUGCACUCUCUGAUAUGGAGACACCUUCCGCAAAUCCGCAUCACUUCCGUGACCUUGAUACACCGUUACCAGUGAAAAAUGGUACUUGCCAGGAAUUGUCAAUCGCUGUCCUAGGUUCCGCAAUGCGAGGCGUUGUCCUUACCGCGACAGGAGAGGCCUUGAAGACGCCGGCACCGUUUGCGCCUGCACGUGCUGGGCUCACCAGAAUCGUCAAGAAUACACCCGCAGUCCCGCUCAAGUUCAGCAAGUGCUUUGACUUCAGUGAAUCUGAGGAUUCAGACGAUGGUCCCGAACCUGACAAUGACGAUGAUGACGCGUAUACUGCAGAGACAGUCGUUACCACAACGACUCGAUCCGGUUCGGCAUCGGAUCACGGUGCCGCGGAAUUGAAUAGUCCGACGAAGAACGUGAAGGCGCGGAACCGCCCAAGGCAAAGCGGUGAGGGAGCUACUGCUACUGCAUCGUCCUCAUCUGGCUCCCUUUCGGCGCGUACGCGGGCGACAGCACGUAGGCCAUCGUCGUCCAAGCCGAGAACUUCUGCUGUACCAUGUGCUCUAAAGCAAUCGCCUCAGAAGGUGGCAGUGAAGAGGGUCAGUCAAGUGGCACAGACGAAGAUUCGUCGACCCUCUACUAGACCAUCAAACGGACGUCCAAGCUUGCCCAAAUCUGCUUCGACGCCAGCACUCUCCACUGUCGCGGUACCUUCGUCCACGUCCGCAGCAGCGAAGAAGGUCCUUCCACUUCCUCCUACACCUCAUUACGACCCUUCAGACGAAGAGAACUUCCCGAGUCCGUUCUUGCGACGCGUAGAGCGUGCCAAGAUGACACGCGUGAGUGGUGCUGGUAUCUCAGCUGGUACGCGAAGGAAGAGCGCGCAGAUUUUGUUGCGUGCGAAGGCUGCUGCGAAUGCGGUCAAGGAUACUCAUGCUAAUAAUGCCGUUUCUGCUCCUGUAACGACUGCGGCUGGAGUCAAAGCUUCAUAGCGUGAU